Messenger RNA from Paramecium octaurelia, 937 nucleotides. NCBI's taxonomy places the organism in Eukaryota, Ciliophora, Oligohymenophorea, Peniculida, Parameciidae. The record is from the annotation of a GenBank genome assembly.
AAUGGAUAAUCCAACUUAGCAGGAAGAAUUAGAUAGUUUCACUAAAACAACUACACCAGAAAUGACUGCGGUGAAUACGACCAUAAAAGCUGUAAUUGGAAACCAAUUGGUUCGCUCAAAUUCUAGUCCAAUGGUCUAACCUUUAAGUGGAAAGACCUUCAAAAUUGGAGUAAUUUAUAUAAGAAUUUUUAAGAUUUGUGGUGGCCAUUCUUCAGGAAAAGCCUUGCUAACUGAAAAAUUGAUGGGUCAACUACAAUAAUUGGGAUUUUAAGUGAGCGUGGUUAAAUAAGAUAAUUUUGAUGUUGAUAGCAAUGAUUUUGACAAUUAGUAAUUAAUUAGUAAUCAUUAAGCAAGUAGAAUUCUGAUAUUCUCAAUAAUGUUCCCUAUGUUAAUAAUUAGGAUUAUAAAAAGUUUUUGGUAUCAGUUUAUACUAAGUUUUAGUCAACAGCCAUCAAUACUCUCCUUACCACCAGAGAUAAGAAUGUAAUCAUAAUUGAAGGGACUUUAAUAUUGUAUGACAGACAACUUAGAGAUUUGCUUGAUUUAAAGAUAUUCUUGCAUCAUGAUCAGGAUGUGAGACUGUCGAGAAAAAGUAUUUUUAUGUAGAAUGCAUUUAGUUUAUAAGGAAGUGUGUUCCAAAGGCAAAGAUGUGGAAAAAGUCAUUUACAACUAUUUGAAUAGAUUAAAACCACUUUAUGACUCAAUCAUUAAGCCCACUGAAUAAUAUGCAGAUAUUAUUGUACCCAAAUUUGGGGGAGAGUUUGCAUUGAAGCCACAAGAAUAUUUGGGUGAAACUUAAUAAAUGCAAGCAGGCUUUAGUUAAGUUAAUCCCAACGUCUUAAAUUUACUUAUAGAGAUUACAAAGGAAAAUAUUCUAGGAAGCGAUAAAUUGGAUAAACUAGAAAAACUUGACAAAACUUAAGCAAGUUCAAAAUGA